Molecule: messenger RNA, 576 nt
Organism: Salvia splendens (bonfire salvia)
Lineage: Eukaryota; Viridiplantae; Streptophyta; Magnoliopsida; Lamiales; Lamiaceae
Exons: 1
Coding region: 1-576 (191 amino acids)
Source: RefSeq, a predicted model, not a curated record
AUGUCAAACUUGGCUUACAAAUGUUUGAUGGAAACAAACGAGUUGACUGGGUCAAAUUUCACGGAUUGGCUCCGUUGUUUGCGCUUGGUGCUAAGGCAUGACAAGGUUGAGUAUGUACAGGACAAACCAAUCAGUGUCAUCCCCGAUAAGGAAUCUCUUGAGUUUGCUACGUUUGACGUUGAAGCUCAUCAGAAACACAUUGAUAUUGCUUGUGAUGCUCAGUGUGUCAUGUUGUCAUCUAUGAGUUUGGAACUGCAAAGACAACAUGAACACAUGUUUCCAUAUGAAAUGCUUAAGCACUUGGAGAGUUUGUAUGCUUCACAAGCUCAAACUAUGGAGUAUGAGAUACUUCGCGAUCUCUUCAAGUGCAAGCUUCAUGAUGGAAGCAAGGUUUCUGAGCAUGUGCUGAAAAUGAUUGGUUUGAUUGAGAGGUUAGCAUCGAUUGGAACGGUGCUCCCCGCAAAUGUCUCAACAAAUCUAAUUUUGCAGUCUCUUCCUAGUAGUUUUGAGAAUUUCAUUGUGAAUUUCAACAUGAACAACACGAAGGUUGGGCUGCCAGAGCUGCACAAUAGGUAG